Molecule: messenger RNA, 3206 nt
Organism: Neoarius graeffei (lesser salmon catfish)
Lineage: Eukaryota; Metazoa; Chordata; Actinopteri; Siluriformes; Ariidae
Gene: mylk4a
Product: myosin light chain kinase family, member 4a
Exons: 14
Coding region: 260-2446 (728 amino acids)
Biological process (GO): positive regulation of apoptotic process; protein phosphorylation; intracellular signal transduction
Cellular component (GO): cytoplasm; nucleus
Molecular function (GO): protein serine/threonine kinase activity; ATP binding
Source: RefSeq, a predicted model, not a curated record
UGGAGGUGUACAGAAAGAAGGGCUCACUUGUCAUUGUCAGACUUGUGGCUUUGUAGUUCUUUUGCUGUUAUUUUUUAAAAAAAGAAGAGAUUAUUCAUCUACUGAGGUAUUGGUUUCUAAUGAUUUUAGUUCUGGAUUAAUUAUAUAUUUCUAUAUAUUAUUCAUUAAAGUAUUUAGACAAAUUUGUGGACAUUGGCAGCAGUGACAUUUUUGCAUUACAUCAGCUUCCCACUGGUUGGCAUUUGUUUUUGCUGCCACCAUGACUUCUGUGGAAAGUAGUCCUAGAUUUGAAUUAAUCCAGGUCAGGAUUGAGUCUCUAAGCAGUAAAAUGGACACGCUCAUUUGCAUCCAGGAGAAAGUCCUCAGCCGCUUGGACAGCAUGUCCGAGGAACUCGUUGGGAUAGAACGAGACAUGGAAACUCUGAAAGUAGACAAGGAAGAGAUACCUCCAGCAAGCCGCAAUAAGGGACCAGCCCAAGGCACUGGCGGUGAGAUGAAAGAAAUGUGCCAAGAAAUAAACAGCAUCAUGACGGCUGUAAACAAGCGUACGGAACAGCAGACCCAGAAGCUGGAAGGUAUGGAGAGGCUGGUUAUGAGCAUCCAGCAGGUGGUCAGCUUCAUUGGGGAAACUGUCAAGACUUCCAAAAUCACAGAAUUCAUGUUCAAGGGGCCAGCAGCACGUAAGAGCAAAGUGAGCUUAACCUCGGUGUGCAAGAACCAGGAUGGCAAACAUGGUGCUAGGAGACAGGCCUCAGGUGAGCCUGUACCAGGCAAGUUGAAGGAUCACAAGUGUAAAGAUGCGAAGGAGAAGGGUCGUCUGAGCUUUAAGGGGCUGAAGGCGCAGAAGAAAAAGAAGCCCCCAGACACUACAGACAGAACCUCCGUGAAGAAGCAGGCCUUGCUGCUGGAGGACGUUCAAAAGCUUAACAGAGAGAAUGUUGAGCGCUCGAUAUCAUCCACAGGGUCAGAGUCUGAGGAGCCUCUCAGCCAAGACCGUCUGGAUUUCAUCCUGGAUCAAACCAAAGUUCCUGAGGUUGAGCACAAGGAGCUUUUACCAGACGGCCAGGAGAGCAGCACUGAGUUCAAAGAAGAUGAGGAGGAGAAAGAAGAGGAGGAAAAAGACAAAGAUAUUCAGGAUGAAGCGGAUGAGACGGUUAACAAAUCCGAAGAGGAGACUGAAGAGGUGGUUGAGGAAGAGAACAAACUGGAAGAUUCUGCCAUGGUUGAUGUUAUCGAGGCUGAGAAUGCUGUGAAGCCACAGAGCUGUGAACCAGAAACGCUGCAUGAAGUCAUCACGAGCAGCGAGAACUGCGCGUCAAAAAAGGGCCUUGAACUGCAGACCUGUGAAAAAACCAGCGAAGAAGCCAAUGAAAACCAAAAACACGUUCCAGAAGAUCUGCGUGGCGUUUUCAAAGCAGAUGGAGUCGAUAUCCAUUUAGAUUUCAGCAAAAAGAAGAAAAAGGAAGAGGAACGAUUUGAUGAUGGAGAGUGUGAGCAGUUCUUCAUCGACUGCACCCCUCCACCGCCAGCUCCCUUCAGCCACCGCAUAAUUUCAGCCAAACCCAACCAGAUCAGCAACUUCUACACCAUCAACCACCAGGAGAUCAUUGGAGGAGGCCGUUUCGGUCAAGUGCACAAAUGUAUCGAAAAUUCCUCUGGACUCACUCUGGCAGCCAAGAUCAUUAAAGCACGGAGUCCAAGGGAAAAGGAGGUGGUGAAAAAUGAGAUUCAGGUCAUGAACCAGUUGGACCAUGCCAAUCUGAUCCAGCUCUACGCUGCCUAUGAAUCCAAGAACGACAUCAUCCUGGUCCUUGAAUAUGUGGAUGGUGGUGAGCUCUUCGACAGGAUUAUCGAUGAGAACUACACGCUGACUGAGCUGGACACAGUCAUGUUUGUCAGACAGAUCUGUGAGGGUCUGCGCCAUAUGCACAAAAUGUACAUCAUCCAUCUGGACCUGAAGCCUGAGAACAUCCUGUGUGUUAGCAGGCUGACGAACAAAGUCAAGAUUAUAGACUUUGGACUUGCAAGAAAAUAUGUCCCCCGGGAGAAGCUACGAGUGAAUUUUGGCACACCAGAGUUUCUCGCCCCAGAGGUGGUCAACUAUGAUUUUGUGUCUUUCAACACCGACAUGUGGAGCGUUGGAGUCAUCACCUACAUGCUCCUGAGUGGUUUGUCUCCGUUCCUCGGUGAUGAUGAUAAUGAGACACUGAACAACAUCCUAUCCUGCCAGUGGAACUUUGAGGAAAGGGAGUUUUUAGGCAUUUCGGAUGAGGCCAAGGACUUUAUCUCCAAACUGCUUAUCUACAAUAAAGGUUGGAGGAUAGGUGCAGGUGAAGCUCUGAAGCAUCCUUGGCUUUCAGACCCUUUGCUCCAUCAUCACCUGUACACAAAGAAGAACAUGUGUCAGUCACGUAGAAAUUCAUGUCUUCCUCCGCCCGAGAGCUAAUAUCUGGCUUUGUUUCUGCCAGCUGAGGCCAUCCGGACCAAGCCUGUUGUGCUUUUCAUUACUCGACAUUAUUUGUUGCAGAAAUUUAUGCCAUUCUGGUAACUGCAGUCACAUAUCAUUAUGGUUAACAUCAUUAUUAUGGAUUUUUAUGGAUCUUUCCCAUCUUCUGAAUUUGUAAAAAUAAUUUAAAGUACGGGCGGCACGGUGGUGUAGUGGUUAGCGCUGUCGCCUCACAGCAAGAAGGUCCGGGUUCGAGCCCCGUGGCCGGCGAGGGCCUUUCUGUGCGGAGUUUGCAUGUUCUCCCCAUUUCCGUGUGGGUUUCCUCCGGGUGCUCCGGUUUCCCCCACAGUCCAAAGACAUGCAGGUUAGGUUAACUGGUGACUCUAAAUUGACCGUAGGUGUGAAUGUGAGUGUAAAUGGUUGUCUGUGUCUAUGCGUCAGCCCUGUGAUGACCUGGCGACUUGUCCAGGGUGUACCCCGCCUUUCGCCCGUAGUCAGCUGGGAUAGGCUCCAGCUUGCCUGCGACCCUGUAGAAGGAUAAAGCGGCUAGAGAUAAUGAGAUGAGAUGAGAAUUUAAAGUACCACUGUACAAUGAAUAAAAAAGCAAUAAGACUUUUGGGGGUGUGCUGUUAUAGGAAAUCAAUCAAAGAUGUGGUGGUGUGAUGAAGUGGAAUAAAUGGUGCCACUGUGAAGUUAGUUAUUUUCCUAUAACAGCAAGUCCUGAAGUGUUUUAUUUCUCUUACACUGCAGCAAUGUACCA